This is a messenger RNA of Homarus americanus (American lobster), 2478 nucleotides long. Its product is annotated as proprotein convertase subtilisin/kexin type 7-like. Gene Ontology annotation, biological process: protein processing. The coding region runs from base 192 to 1340 and encodes 382 amino acids. Gene Ontology annotation, molecular function: serine-type endopeptidase activity. The record is from RefSeq and is a predicted model, not a curated record. Lineage: Eukaryota; Metazoa; Arthropoda; Malacostraca; Decapoda; Nephropidae. Gene Ontology annotation, cellular component: Golgi membrane; trans-Golgi network. The transcript is spliced from 6 exons.
AUUUUUUUAUGUGUUAGGUAACUACAGACUGGAGUGAGAGCAGCUCAUCUGGCUGUACCAAACACCACUCAGGAACAUCUGCUGCAGCCCCUUUAGCUGCUGCAGUGAUUGCUCUGGCUUUGGAGGUUCAACCAUGUCUCUCCUGGAGGGAUGUUCAGUAUCUCAUUGCUCUGACCUCAAGAAAAAUUGACAUGUCCAACUCAGAUUGGGCAAAUAAUGGUGCUGGCCUCCAUCACUCACAUCAACAUGGCUUUGGUCUGGUUGAUGCAGCAGCAAUGGUCUCAGCUGCAACUAUCUGGGAAUCUGUCCCCUUUUCUACUACAUACACCUCAGAGAAGAUGGUGGUACGUCUUCCUAUGCCAGCAGAGAGACUUGGUGAAGUAAUGGUCAAACACACUGUGAACAAACAUGUGUUGGAAGGAUAUGCUCUCAACAUGCUAGAGUUUGUGCAAGUGCGAGUAACAAUAGAACAUGAGUACCGAGGCAGCCUUAACAUCAUCCUGGUGUGUCCCAGUGGCACUAGGUCAACCCUUGCAGCUCCUAGGGAUGCUGACAAUUCUACCAAGGGCCUAGUGGACUGGCCACUGGGUACCGUGCGUUGUUGGGGAGAGGAUCCAGUUGGCAUCUACCAGGUAACAGUAAUGCAGACACGACACCAGCACCUGAAUGGGCAGUUGAUGUCUUGGCAGUUAAUCCUUCAUGGCACCUCUAUGACACCAACAGAACUACAGGAAAGAAGGAGAUUGGUAGAGAGAGCGGUACGAGGGGAAGUGGUCCAUGUGAAUCGAAGUACAUUGUGCCAUCCACCAGAGCUACGAUUUGAGCCUUUCCAUCCUUUGCCUGAACGAUGGCUUAAGGUUCUGGUCAUCUCUGGAUUCUUUCUAAUGUUUAUGGCCAUAUUCAACUCUUUUGAAUAUAUCUUUUGCUAUAAUGGUGAGAAAGAAAAAUUCUACAAGAAACUCCAGGAUCUGUCUGCUGGACGGGCCAUGCAUCAAAGAAAUGCCUCGGCUCGGAGGUCCACAAACUUAGAUCGUCGAUAUGGAAUUAUGGAAGCUGGAAACCUUUCUCAGGAUACAGUAGAAACACAAUUAUCAACUGUAAAUUCAAAUGAGAUUCUUCCACUGAUGGUGAUGGACAGGGAAACUUCACCAUCACCCUCUUGUGAUGCAGACAUAUCUAGUCUAGACUGUGAUAGUGAUGAAGACAACUUAUCUUCACAUUGCACAAGUGAUACAGUCAUACCAAAGGACACUGAUGUAACAGAUUUCACAAAUGAUGAAUUUUUAUCAGAAGUUGAUGAAGAUAGAAGAAUUCCUGAUAAAAUAGAAUUAAUGGAUUAGUUUUAUAGAUAUUUUUCUACUCUUUAUACGUUGUUUUCUAGAUGAAAAGCAUAUACUGUAGUGUGCAAUUGCUAAGGCCAUGUAAAAAUAAUAGUUUGUUUCUCAUAUAAUUUAUUUUUCAAUAGCAGCACAGAAGGGCGGGAAGUUAUUUUUAAUUAUACAGUAUUUUAUAAACUAAAAGCAUGUGCAAUACAGUACAAGGACUAUAAAUAGUAAAGACAAAUCACUGUAAUGUCAUAAACUUUGGCUCUGCCCCGUUCAAUGACAUCACGCUUGUGACAUACGUCAUCUGGUGACUUCGCGGGCAGUCAUGGAUGGUGGUGACUUUUCCUUCAUUUCAUCAUUUUUUAGAAUACUUGUAAGACUAAGGCUUUUCUGUAGCCAGGUAUAGCAAAACGAAUGCCUUAUGUUCUCAUAGUCCUCCAAAAAAUAAGUGACAUAGCAAAAGAAAAAACUAGCAAGAACAAUGUUUCACUGUGUUUUGGAUGACCUGAUACAUAUUGACUAAUAUUGUAGAAUUAAGAGACUACAAGUUUCCCUCUCAUCUUGAAACAAGCGCAGUGUUAACACCUGAAACUUAUACCAAUGUACUUGGCUUUAAUUUUUUCAAGAUUAUUAUAUAUGUUUAGAAUUCUUUUUGGCCACAUAUAGCAAGAGGAAUGUCCUGCCUUCCUAUAGAUACCUGGAUAUUGACAGACAUUCCAGAAUUAAGGACAUACAAAAGAAAUAUGAACUCUCUUCAAAUAAGUUCUCAGCUAGCUUAAUGUGGUGAUUAUUUUAUCAGAGCGCUUGCAGACAUUUUCCAUUUAUCACAAUUUUUUUUAGAUCUGGAAAAUCUUUAAUACUUGAUGUGCUCUCUGCUUGGGAUUUGAGCAUUGCUGGUACACCCGUAUAUUACACAAAUAACCAUAAUUGUUGAUACACUGGUCCUGGGAGCAGAUCACCAGAUGACGCGUGUUUACGACAGUGAAGUCACAGAACUGUGCAUUGUGGGUAAAACAAGUAUUUGGUGAACUAUCCUUACUAGUAUAUUAUCCUUGGUACAGUAUAGUUUUUAUCUUUUGGUGGUCUUUUUUUAAUGAGCUAGAGAGUUCUGAAGUCAUCUGAACUUGCAUGCUUGAAUAGAACAUAAAAUUUC